This is a messenger RNA of Leptinotarsa decemlineata (Colorado potato beetle), 1053 nucleotides long. RefSeq names its product transmembrane p24 trafficking protein CHOp24 (gene CHOp24). Lineage: Eukaryota; Metazoa; Arthropoda; Insecta; Coleoptera; Chrysomelidae. The record is from RefSeq and is a predicted model, not a curated record.
CACUGGUCACUAGUCCCUAGUACAGAACACCCUAACUACUAACUAAUUAGGAAUUAGGGUGUUCUGUGUCCCUAGUACAUGUUAUACGAAAUAGGAGGUUACGUGGCUCAAAUCAAAACAUAGUUCUGUUAAAAAUUAUUCGCAAACUAUAUAAUGACUAGAAUUACAUAUAUUAUAUUAUUGUUAUAUUUUUGUGUAAACCAAUGCAAAGCUUAUUUUAUAACAGUCGAUGCACAUGCUGAAGAAUGUUUCUUUGACAGAGUGGAGGCUGGCACAAAAAUGGGCCUUACAUUUGAGAUAGCUGAAGGAGGCUUCUUAGAUAUAGAUGUACGUAUCAUAGGACCAGAUGGUAAAAAUAUAUAUCAAGGAGAGAGAGAAACGUCCGGAAAAUAUACCUUUGCUGCCCAUACUAAGGGUGUUUAUACUUAUUGUUUCUCUAACAAAAUGUCAACAAUGACUCCCAAAGUUGUGAUGUUCAACAUGGCAGUUGGGGAAUCUCCUAAAUCAGAAACACAGGAAGGAGAAACAACAAAUAAACUGGAAGAAAUGAUUAAAGAACUGAGUGGAUCUCUCGGCGGAGUUAAACAGGAACAAGAGUAUAUGCAAGUUCGUGACCGUAUUCAUCGCAGCAUCAACGAAAGUACCAAUUCACGUGUUGUUAUGUGGUCCUUUUUUGAAGCUCUUAUUCUGGUAGCUAUGACUGUAGGUCAAGUCUAUUACCUCAAACGGUUUUUUGAAGUGCGACGAGUGGUAUAAUAAUGAAAGAGGUCUGCUUUGGAUCGUUCUCUAUGUAAUCUCGAUAUUCACUGUUGGUUUUGGAAAUAAUUUUAAAAUCUUUCAAAUUUCGGUCAGUUUCGAAAACUAGUACUUUAUUAUUCAUCUAGUACUUCUGAAGAUUCUUGUACAUAAAUAAUUAACUUUUGAUCAUGAGAUACACAUAUAAAUAUGAAUCAAAUCUUCAUAAUUGAAUGUUUGAAUAUUGUGUUGGGUGUUCUGGAUUUCAGUUUGUUAAUUUUUGUAUAAUAAAUUUCCCAUAUCAGGGUUUUUUUACUA